CAAAUACAACUAACUUUAAAACCAAAUCAAAAGAAAAAAACAAAAACAAUAAACGUAAAUAAUGACAACAUAGCUAAACAAUCAAACAAAAUUGGAACGCCCGCCACGGAGACUAUGUUGAACGGAAACAAAUCGGAAUAAGCCGUACGCAUAGUGAUCGGAAACAAUUCCGUUCCCCACCACUUGGAGGAUCCGUUUUUGACCGACAAUCUAAACGGAUCUGUUUCCGUGAACAGAUGAAGACUGUGUUGUGCUUGAACAUUCAAAACAACACACAGUCAAGAUCCAACAAUAGCAGACGACUUAGACUGUCGUCAUUUUUCGCGACUGUCGAUAGACCCGGUUAGUUUGCAUAAUUACCGGUGCUUGUUAUUCUCUUGCUUUGCUUUUAUCCUAUCCAAAUUUCGUAACAAUAAUUCAUAGAUAUUUUUAUAAAUAGUGUAUGUACCUAGCGGGACCCAAAUCCCGAAUUGCGACCCCUGAGACAACGCAACUAAUACCAGAUUGAUUCGACAGAAAAUGAAACCGAAUCCUCGGCUAUCAAGGGCUCUAAGAGCUUUCACAAAUCUCAGUUCCCCUAUUUGUGGAAAAUUGACUGACACGUCAUCCCAUUAUUUAAGUGAGCUUAGGAUAAAACAGCAAGAGCAAGACAACAAGAUCACAUGGACAAAGUUAGCUAGUGAAUUGGAAAAAUCAGGGAAAAGUUCAACAGAAAUUAGAGGAUUGUUAAGUCCUCUUCGACAGGUGGCCCAAAAAAUAAUGGGUGAUGAUUGUGGAACAAAGGUGAUAGAGGACUGUGCAAUCAGCCUCCUAUUAUUCUUCUUCGAGAUGGAGAAUGUCACCCCAAAAAGUUUGUCCUCUUUUGGUUUUGGAGUAAUUGACCUUUCACUUGGGAAGGAGACACUGAAAAUUGUUAGAAACUUAAUAAGCAAGUUACCGGAAACUGUGCUGAAAUACCUGAAGAGUGAAAACUCUGAAGAACCUGUAACAGAGUUUGGUAAAGAUGUAAAAGUUUAUCCAAUCGACGAGCUCUCCGAAAAUGGUGUAGACAUGCUUAUGGACUGGGGAAAUACUGCUAGCAAUUUUGAUGGACUUACAAAAAAAGAUAUUAGCUUCAAAUGGGAAGAUUCGAAAACAAACGACAGCAGGAUAUUUGAGCGAAAAGUACAUGGUCGUGGUUGGCUUGAACAACAGCUAGCUCUUUCUGGUGGCAAUUCUCUCAAUAUUCCAAUCACCGAUCUCGUGGAUUCUAUUAUGAGCGUUAUAUGUUCUAAUAAGUCGGACGACGAAUUACAAACGGAGUUCUUUGAUUUACUGGGAUUCGAUCGAUUUGAGCUAAUACAAGACCUCCUAGAAAACAGAAAGGAAAUGAAAAAGGCAGAAAAGUCAAUUGCCACUCAAGUUGCCAUAGCUUCGUCGAAAGUAAAACCUUAUUCUGCGGGUCCCGUCAUCAGUGGGCAAGUGCUUGUUCAAUCGGCGCAGGAAAAAGAUUUGAUGAAACAGAUACGAAGAGAAGAAAAGCGAUUUCAGAAGCUACGUCAAGGAUAUGAAAAUGACGUCGAAGAGGCUGCCUCCAUGAAGAUGUUCCAAGAACAACAGCUGGUGGUAGCUUCCACACUUCCCAUAAUGAAACAUUCCGCUAGUAGAACAGUCAAAUAUCCUAACGUUUAUGAUUCAAUAGCCGAGGCAAAGCAAUCUUCUGCUUUUGUUGGUGGCAAGAAAAUGGCCUUACCAGAAUCUGCGACACGCACUAACACUUCGAGAUAUGAAGAAAUCAAUAUUCCUCUUACAGAACCAGCUCCAACUGAAGUUGGAAACCAAUUGAUUCCUAUCGCUUCAUUAGAUGACAUUAGCCGAAAGGCAUUCGCCAAUUGUAAAAAUCUUAACAAGAUCCAAACAGUGGUAUUUGAAACCGCUUACCGAACUAACGAAAAUAUGUUAAUUUGCGCCCCAACCGGAGCUGGUAAAACUAAUAUUGCUAUGUUAACCAUCUUGCAACAAGUCAAGCAGUACAUCACUAACGGAGUCCUUGAAAGAAAAGAUCAGUUUAAGAUAGUUUAUGUGGCGCCAAUGAAAGCUCUUGCAGCUGAGAUGGCAGAGAAUUUCGGAAAACGUUUGGCCCCAUUAGGUCUAGUGGUUCGUGAAUUGACGGGUGACAUGCAGUUGACAAAGUCCGAAAUCAUGGCAACGCAGAUGCUCAUCACUACGCCCGAGAAGUGGGACGUGAUUACUAGGAAAAGCACGGGAGAUAUUGCGUUGACGCAGUUAGUAAAGUUACUAAUUAUUGACGAAGUUCACCUCCUCCACGGUGAUCGUGGCCCAGUAGUCGAAGCUCUUGUGGCACGGACACUGCGCCAAGUGGAAUCUUCGCAGAUGAUGAUUCGAAUCUUAGGGCUUUCAGCUACUCUGCCCAACUACGUUGACGUGGCACAAUUUCUACAUGUCAAUCCGUACAAGGGCCUUUUUUACUUCGAUUCCCGUUUUCGACCCGUGCCUUUAUCCCAAACAUUCAUCGGCGUCAAAGAGGUUAAUCCGAUGAGACAGAUGCAACAGAUGGAUUUCGUUUGUUACGAUAAAGUCGUUGCCAUGGUGCAACAGGGGCACCAAGUGAUGGUGUUUGUUCAUGCCCGUAACGCCACGCUCAAAACUGCCCAGACUUUAAGGAUGCAAGCGCAGGAGAAAAACCAAUUACACUUGUUUCAACCGGAGAACAAUAGUGGUUUCAAUACAGCCAUGAAGAAUGCCGGAAAAUCAAGGAAUAGGCAUCUGGUCGACUUAUUGAAAGAUGGAUUCGCUAUACAUCACGCUGGAAUGUUACGAAGUGACCGAAACCUUGUCGAAAAAAUGUUCAGCGAUGGAAUGGCACGAGUUUUAGUAUGCACAGCUACUUUGGCGUGGGGUGUAAAUUUACCCGCUCACGCAGUCAUCAUCAAAGGCACUGAGAUCUACGACGCCAAACAUGGAUCGUUUGUCGAUAUUGGCAUCUUAGAUGUUCUACAGAUUUUUGGCCGUGCCGGGCGUCCCCAAUUUGACAAAUCUGGGCACGGAACAAUCAUUACUUCGCACGACAAGCUAGCCCACUACCUUUCGUUGCUAACGUGCCAGUAUCCUAUCGAAAGCAGUUUCGAAAAAUCCAUGACCGACAACCUUAACGCCGAGAUUACGCUUGGAACAGUUGCCAAUGUCGACGAAGCCGUCCAGUGGCUAAGUUACACCUAUCUCUUCAUUCGGAUGAGAAAAAACCCCAUCGCUUACGGAAUCAACCUUGAACAAAUCUUUGACGAUCCGCAAUUGGGAGGAAAACGCCGAGAAUUAAUUGUCCUAGCUGCCCGUGCAUUGGACAAAGCCCGAAUGAUCCGUUUCGAGGAAAAGACGGGUAUGUUGCACGCUACCGACUUGGGUCGAACAGCCAGCCAUUUUUACAUCAAGUAUGAUACCGUCGAAAUAUUUAACGAGCUAAUGCAUCCUGCUAUGAAUGACGCCGAAAUCUUCGGACUGAUCUCUAUGGCGACAGAAUUUGAUCAGCUCAAAGUGCGCGAUGACGAACUAGAUGAACUUGAUGAUUAUCUGCAUACGUACUGUGAAUUGCCUGUCAGUGGCGGCAGUGAAAAUAUUCACGGUAAAGUGAACAUUUUGAUGCAAACUUACAUCUCGCGUGGCCCCGUCAACUCAUUUAGUUUAAUAUCCGAUCAAUCGUUUAUUGUUCAAAAUGCGUCUCGUAUCGCUCGCGCGCUCUUUGAGAUUGUAUUACGCAAGAACUGGCCUCUGAUGUCCGGAAGAGUACUGCGUGUUUCCAACAUGAUCGAACAACGAGUGUGGGACUCGCAGCAUCCGUUACGGCAGUUUGCCACUCUUGGUCAAGACAUUCUCAUUAAGUUGGAAGAGAAGAAAUUAUCACUUGAGCGACUGCGUGAAAUGGACAGCAAAGAAAUUGGAUUUAUGAUUCAAAAUCAGCGAUCGGGACCGAUCGUGAAACGGAACGCGUCAGAAUUCCCUUAUUUAGAGGUGGAUGCCACUGUUCAACCAAUCACACGAACGGUAUUACGUAUCCGGCUUUGCAUCCGGCCUGAUUUCCGCUGGAACGACAGAAUCCACGGCCUCUCGUCUGAACCCUUUUGGAUGUGGGUAGAGGAUCCUGAAAACAAUACGACAUAUCAUUACGAGUCUAUUUCGCUAAGCAAGAAGCAAGUAACUCGCAGAGAAGAGCAAGUGAUUGUGUUCACCAUCCCCAUUUUCGAACCACUACCAUCGCAGUACUACAUCCGCAUAGUCAGCGAUCGUUGGCUUCGCUGCGAAACUACUUUCCCAAUCUCGUUCCAACAACUCAUCCUUCCCGAACGCCAUCCUCCACAUACGGGAUUGCUAGACCUGAAACCGUUGCCUGUCACUGCGCUAAAGAAUCCAGAGUGGCAAAGCCUCUACUCGUUUCCAUAUUUCAAUCCCAUUCAGACCCAGCUAUUCCAUGUUUUGUAUCACACUGACCAUAACGUCUUGUUAGGCGCACCAACUGGUUCGGGAAAAACCAUUGUGGCUGAGAUUGCAAUGUUCCGUGUCUUUCGGGAAUACCCUAAAAGCAAAGUGGUUUACAUUGCCCCCAUGAAAGCGCUGGUUCGCGAGCGAAUGGAAGAUUGGCGAGAACGUUUAGGCCGUCGACUGGGCAAGAAUGUCGUAGAAUUGACUGGAGACGUCACACCUGACGUCAGGGCCAUAAGUCGGGCGGACGUGAUUGUUACUACGCCGGAAAAAUGGGACGGUGUGAGUCGAUCUUGGCAAACGCGUGAUUAUGUUCGCGCUGUUGCGCUCAUCAUCAUCGACGAAAUCCAUUUGCUGGGUGAAGAUCGUGGCCCGGUUCUAGAAGUCAUCGUGUCCCGUACCAAUUUCAUUGCGUCGCACACUGGCCGUUCUCUACGCCUUAUCGGUCUGUCUACUGCCGUGGCGAAUGCUCGUGAUUUGGCUGAUUGGCUCAACAUUGGACAAGUGGGACUCUUUAAUUUCCGACCAUCCGUCCGUCCUGUCCCAUUAGAAGUUCACAUCUCCGGGUUCCCAGGCAAGCAUUAUUGCCCUCGUAUGGCUACGAUGAAUAAACCAACGUUCCAGGCCAUCAAGCAACAUUCUCCAGAUAAGCCGGUGUUAGUGUUUGUCUCGUCUCGACGUCAGACAAGGUUGACAGCCUUGGAUUUGAUUGGUUAUCUAGCGGCAGAAGAUAGUCCUCGACAGUUUGUUCGUAUGCCAGAAAGAGACAUGGAACAACUAACCAUUUCCAUCAAGGAUCCAAAUCUCAAGUUGACUCUUUCGUUUGGUGUCGGCAUCCAUCACGCUGGUCUGACAGAGAAAGAUCGUCGUUUGGUGGAAGAGUUGUUUGUCAACCAAAAAAUUCAAGUGCUGAUUGCCACGGCAACGUUAGCCUGGGGUGUCAACUUUCCUGCCCAUCUUGUCGUCAUCAAGGGCACCGAAUACUACGAUGGAAAAUCGCGUCGCUACGUUGAUAUGCCCAUCACUGAUGUCUUGCAGAUGAUGGGUCGAGCAGGACGACCACAAUACGACGAUCAUGGAGUUGCUUGUGUUUUUGUGCACGACAUCAAAAAAGAUUUUUACAAAAAGUUUUUGUAUGAACCGUUUCCAGUUGAAUCUAGUUUGCUGGACGUGCUACCGGAACAUCUUAAUGCUGAAAUUGUCGCGGGAACGAUUUGUUCCAAACAGGAUUCUAUUGACUAUCUAACGUGGACGUAUUUCUUCAGACGAUUGCUCCAAAAUCCCGCUUAUUAUGGUCUGGAACAACUGGAACCUACCGAUGUCAAUCGCUAUUUGACAUCGUUGAUUCAGCGCUCACUCUCGGUUCUCGAAGCUGCUUCAUGUACCGAAAUCGAAGAAGAUGGUCGUGUGGCGCCCACUUCACUCGGCCGGAUUGCUUCCUAUUAUUACCUGAGCUACCACACGUUGCAAUUGUUCCGCGAUCGGCUGAAUCAAGAUACAACAUUGGAAGAUCUGUUGUCCAUUUUGAGUGAUGCGCACGAGUAUAGCGAACUCCCUGUUCGCCACAAUGAGGACCUGCUCAACACCGAACUGGCCAAGAAAUGCGUUCUGCCCGUCAAUCCUUACACCUAUGAUUCGCCGCACACCAAAGCUCAUUUGCUCUUCCAGGCUCAUUUUUCGCGGCUGAGUUUACCUUGUGCCGAUUAUGCCACUGAUACCAAGUCAGUGCUGGAUCAAGCCAUCCGUAUUUUGCAAGCCAUGAUGGAUGUGUCGGCUGAAGGUGGUUGGCUGGCCACUACGUUGCGUAUCCAGCAACUACUCCAGAUGGUCAUUCAGGCUUUAUGGAUAGAUGAUCCAGCUGUUCUGAUGCUUCCGCAUUUCAACACGUUCAUUUUACCUGUCCUUCGAACCCGCCAAGAGCAGCUAAUGCAUUUGCCCGUUUUGCAAAAAGCCUUUGCCGUGGACUUUGCAAAACUGUCUAAUUUACUGAGCAUGGACUUGAGCCCAGAUCAAAUCCAGGAAGUGCGUCAAGUUAUUUCCAAUUUACCCGUCAUCGACAUUUCAAUGUCCGUUUUAUGGGGAACAACAUCAACGCCUCUGUCCAUCAUCCCCAACUGCGGGCUUCAUGAUGCGAAAUGGAUUGAUGUACCCGCAGAUCAAGAGUGCCUUUUGGACAUAACUUUCGCUCGUCAGAGCCUGUUGGAGGCCACUCCUGUUGUCACGGGAGGGGCUCGUCCUAAAAAAUCUGCCAGUGUGCAAUCUGUGGCUGCUGACAACGGGACCAACCAAACGGGCCGCAGCCGAUCUGUUUAUGCUCCUAAAUUUCCAAAAUCGAAAGACGAAGGAUGGUUUUUAACUCUUGGCUCGGUUGAGAAACAAGAAUUGUUAGCACUGAAACGUGUAACUUUACCGAGAAUCAAAUGCUCCCAUCAGUUGAGUUUCACAACUCCUAAGAAACUCGGUCGACUGAUGUUGACAUUUUAUUUCAUGUCAGACAGCUAUGUCGGUCUGGACCAGCAAUAUACCGUCUACCUAAACGUUUGCAAAGCCAAACGCACCGAAUUCGAUGAUUACGAGGCGGAUAACGAUAUCUACGGCAACAAGAUUGAAUGAAACUGUGAUGACUCUUUUUUCCCGACCGUCCCUAGGAUGAAUUAAUUCCCUUUAUUAUUUGUUGAAACUGUGAUGGCUGUUGUUGAAAAUUCCUUUGCAACCGGAAAAGUGGACACGUUGUGCAAGAACCAAUAUUUUAUGUUGUUCAUUUGCAUAAACAGGGAAUAAAGAAACGGCUGCAAGAAAAAUUCCGAAAAAAUAUUGAAUCUCCUCAAUGAUUUCGUAGCCGGAAUCGGCUUAUCAAAAGUACAACCAAUAAGAAAAAGUCGAGAGCGAUGGACGGAAGAAAACAAAAAGAAAAGAAAAACUAGUCUUCGAACAUAAUUGACGGAACGAGAAAAACGUGUCGCGACUGCUUAAACGAAAUUCGCACGAUGUGUUACGUACGAGACCGCAUCUCAGGAUCGUGACUGCAGUUGAUGGUCAACAACCGGCGUUGUUGAAUGGAGGCUGGCGAUCAAUAAAAACCACGAUUUUCUUUUUCUCCCAUAAAGGUAGUUUUUAAAAGAACGAUUAGAUAUUCGUUUUUCUUUUCUUUAAAUAGAUACCCGGAUCACUGGAUUCCCAAACGGACCGAAAAUGCUGUGGGUACGUACAUCCGCGUGGAAACUAACAAACAUCUCAACCUGGGGCCACCAUAGGUUGAGAUAACAAUCACCUGACUCGAGCGCUUGUGCAUUCCUUUGAGACAGCAGCCACGAUAGUAGAAUAAAUCAACUGUCAGACCAAUCGGUACAGCUGUCUGUUCAUCCGAAGGAUCUUUCUAUAGCUGUCGGAUUAUCAGCCGGACAAAAAGACUACGAAGUUCUUUUUGCUGCUACAACAUGCCGCGUUCAUCGCCCGUCUGCUGGAAGCUGCUGCAGCUUUACGUGGUGUCUCAGCUGUACCUCAGCUGUGACGCAGCUGUAAACAUGUGCUUCGCCCCAUGUUUCACUCAUGGAUAAAUUGAGGCUGCAGGUGUCUUGAACCGUCAGUCUCGGUUUAGUCGCGCUCCACCUCCUUUACAGCAAGCACAUAGCAUUCCGCGGUUGCAUAUCCAGCCAUGAAGAUCUUUAUUAUGACAAUUUUUCUGGCCGCCGCGUCAGCUGGGCCCGUUCCAAAAGCAUUUGGUAUCGGUGGCAUGAGGGUGGGACAAACGCAUUACGUUCCUUAUCCAGGGUUCUUUGCGGAUGUUAACAAUCCCGUCCAACCACAACAGCAGCUCGUGCCGCUACCUGGUGAUUUCAUCGUGGAACAGCUGCCGGUCUCGAAUUUUGGCGGUCCAGUCUCGAAUUUUGGCGGUCCAGUCGCAAUGAACGGUGAACGUAACGGCGAACAACAGGGAAUUCAACUGAUGUUAACUGUCCCUUCUGCCAUUCCUCCUGGCACGUCUGUCUCCGUCACUGUCAAUGUCAAUUCGGAGGCAAACGGUGGCACAGUGGUUUCCGUAUCCAAUCCAGUGAUUUCUACUCCUGCUGCUGCUUCUCGUCCCCCAGUAACACCGCAACAAGCAGAAGCCAUCAUCGUGGACGCAAACGGAACAAAUAAAGAGCCACCAACCGCCGGCUUGUUGCCCGACGAAUUCGAUCAACGUGAACCCCCAAUGAUGUUCUUACCACCGUUUGAAAAUUCAAAAGACUCACCAGUGUUGGUCGCAAUGCAAGGUGAAGCCCAGCAGCAACAAUUGGCAGCGCUGCUGAAGACGAAAACCAUCUAAUGAGGUUGAAUUGCGUGCCUGACGUCGCUCAUCACAAUCAAUUCGGAAUAUCAUCUCGGCUCUCCGGCAGCUUUAAUCACAACUCUACCAUUUUACUAUUCCAUUUUUUCUAGCUAUCUUGCGUGUGCGUGAACAAAACAGUUGAUGAAUUAAUUAAUGUGGAAACCAUAACAAAAAGCGCUCGGGCUGAAAAAUUCCGGACGCGUAGCUAUAGAAGAUCAACGACGCAUUAAACUUUAAAAGUUUCUUCUUGCAUGGAUUUGCGACACCCGACUGACGAUUUUCCCUUCUUAACUAAAUUCGUUUCAUUUUACUAAAACAAUCUGAAAACAGAGGCACAAAAAAAAAAGGAAAAACAAAAAAAAAUAAGAAAAACAAAAAAACAAAAAAAGAGGAAAAAGAAGGCAAGUACGAAUUUUGGACAAUGUUAGCGUAUUUUACCGUGCCAUUAUGCGCUACAUUCUACGGCUGUAUUGACUACAGAUAAUUUUUAGCUAAAGUUUAACCAAUUGAUGUUACAACCAUUUGCGAUAAAAAAAACUUCUGACAAUUUGUAUUGAGUCCCAUUGGCUUACAUUCAUUGCAAAUUUGUGUGCUGGACUAGAAUCGGAAUGAUACAACACUUGCCAGCAAA
Molecule: messenger RNA, 9416 nt
Organism: Daphnia magna
Lineage: Eukaryota; Metazoa; Arthropoda; Branchiopoda; Diplostraca; Daphniidae
Gene: obe
Product: activating signal cointegrator 1 complex subunit 3
Exons: 19
Coding region: 520-7086 (2188 amino acids)
Molecular function (GO): nucleic acid binding; ATP hydrolysis activity; ATP binding
Source: RefSeq, a predicted model, not a curated record